Messenger RNA from Echinops telfairi (small Madagascar hedgehog), 2335 nucleotides. RefSeq names its product E3 ubiquitin-protein ligase TRIM11-like. Gene Ontology annotation, molecular function: protein binding. NCBI's taxonomy places the organism in Eukaryota, Metazoa, Chordata, Mammalia, Afrosoricida, Tenrecidae. The annotation marks the transcript as partial. The transcript is spliced from 4 exons. The record is from RefSeq and is a predicted model, not a curated record.
UUCGUCCCUCACCCCCAGGUGAAGGUGCAAAAGCAGAAGCAGAGGACAGUGUCCCAGUUUGAGAAGUUCCGGCAGCUGCUGGCCGAGGAGGAGCUUCGGAUCCUGCAGGAGCUGGAAGAGGAGGAGGUAGCGAAGAGACAGACGCUGAGGGAAGAGGAGCAGACCCUGGCCCAGCAGAGCCAGACAGUGCAGGAGCUCAUCGCUGAGCUAGAGGGACGCAGUCAGCGCCCUGCCUUGGGGCUGCUCCAGGGUCUAGGAGAGAUUCUGAGCAGGGUGGAACAUCUGAAGCUUCAGACCCCGAAGGACAUUCCCAUGGAACUAAAGACGGUGUGCAAAGUCCCAGGGCUGGUAGACACACUGCGGAGAUUCCAGGUGGUGGUGACCCUGGACCCCGAGAGCAUGCACCCCUCCCUCACCCUAUCCAAGGACCGGAAGACGGUGCUGCAAGUCCAGCCCUGGCGUGUCCAGCCUGGUAUGGAGUCGCUGGGUGGAAGCUUCCCCAGUGUCCUGGGCUCCCCGUGCCUGUCUGCGGGCAGACACUACUGGGAGGUGGAGGUGAAAGAGGGAGGAAACUGGCUCCUUGGCGUGUGUAAAGAGGACGCGGACAGGAAGGACUCUCCUAAUUGGAGCCCUGACUGCGGGUUCUGGUGCAUGGGGGACCUUAUUCCUACAGGUGCCUUAAGUCCUCAGAAAACAUCUCACACCAGGAUUGGGAUUUUCCUGGACUAUGAGGCUGGGGAGCUCUCUUUGUACAACGUGAACGAUGAAACCUCCAUCUACACCUUCGCCCAGGCUUGCUUUACAGGGGCGCUGCGGCCCGUCUUCUUCAUACCGUCCUGGUGCCAGACCUGUCUGACGAUCUGUUCCCGACCAGGCGGUGCUGCCGCGGUCUCGCCCUCUGCCGAGGGGGGGAAGCCUUUGGCGGCCUCUCUGAGGGGCUCAUCAAAGCCCUCUCUGUUUGUGUUUGGCGAUGCCUCUGCCUCCAGUGCCAGCCCCUUCCCAGCUGGAUCUCCUAGCUCAGAGCAGCCCCAGAAGGAAGAGGGGCAUGCUGGAAGAAGCCAUUAGGGGAUCUGUCCAAUUGCAUCUCCCCUCAGCAGAUUGCUAACCUUGCUCAGCUAUUUGCUCCAGCUAAGCUCAUUUCUUCUUUGAUGCUACUUCUGCCUACUCUGAAUCAGGAGAGUAUGGUGGCCUCACAGGCGCGAACCUGCCAACACAGGUGCUGGGUGGCUGAGGUCAUACCAAGGCCCGAAGCGGGUGGGAGAAAGGAGUUGAUGAGCCCUGGUAUUGAGUCACACCCAGAGAAGGAAAAGGCGGCCACGUGACCACCACACUGGCCCAGGCCGGCUGGAGGGCUGCCUUCCACUCUGUGCUCCACAUCCCAGGAGGAGCAUGGACAGUUCAGAGGAAGGGGACCAGGGAAGUAGGGAGUGGGAUGUUUAACCAGGAGACGAAACGUUGUGGGUGGAAGACAGGACUUCGCAUUCCAUUAAGGGCGAGCUUCCCCAGCGCUAAAGGAAGCUUCACUCUGACACCAGAGAGAGUGCAGUUCAUGAAUGUUGUGAGAUUUCUCAGACCCAACACCCCCUUUCCUAACAAGGAUUCCAUGUGUCUCUGCUAUCAAAAAUGAAAAUCAUUAGAUAAAAAAAAUCCUCCCUACACACAUAACUCAAAUCAUUGUGAAUCCUACCUGUAAUAUAAAGAAGAAAUAACCAAGUGUUCUAGAAAGAAGAAUGUGUUUCCGAGCACAGCUGCGCCGGAGGCUUACCCGAGACAGAAGAAACAAACUCCUGUCUGUGACUAACCGAACCUCACCUGUGCACUGUGAACCUCUGUGUGCAUGGACUGUAGCCACAAGCACUGGCUGAGACAGAGCCCCUGAGCGCCGCUGAUCCAAGCAGUGUCGCCUUUCCUAAUGCGCUUUUCUGAGAUGAUGACUGCUCGGUCACAUUCCAACCUAAACAGAACAGUGUUUUGUUUUGUUUUUCCCAACCAGUACACCCACUCCUAGCUUCCUGACACGGUUAGGUUCUAAAGACCAAGUUGUUUAUGCAAAAAUCAGUGUCAUGUGACAGUUGAGUGUGAUCCCAUCAGAUCACAGAAAGGAUGACUGGGUCAUUUCACAAUCACCAAUUUGCAUCAUCUCACAACUUGCGAGCCUGAGCGUCAUGGCCCAGCCAAGGUGACACAGGACCUCCUCAUCGCAGCCAGCAUUACGCGCACCGUGCACCUCCACAUUCAUUUCUACCGGAUGUACACUGUUAAUAUGCAAAAUAGAUUUUUACUGUGGUCAUAACUAUGGAAUAUCAGAUAAUAAAAAGUUGAUAAGUAAGAAGUA